UACCUCCGAAAGGGGUGUGGCCCACAGGAAGUCCUCGCGUUAAGGAAAAGGAGGCGUUUCCGUCUCCGGUGUCAUGGCGGCCUCCUUGUCUGAAGGCGUGCCGGAGACUGAGGACAGGAAAAGACCGCAGUUCGGGAACCGGUUCUUGAGCGACCCGGCGCGCGUCUUCCACCACAAUGCCUGGGACAACGUGAAGUGGUCAGAGGAGCAGGCCGCGGCGGCGGAGAGGAAAGUGCAGGAGAACAGUUCCCAGCUGGUGUGCCCGGAGAAGCAAGCUGAUUAUGAAGUCAAUGCCCAUAAAUACUGGGAUGACUUCUACAAAGUUCACGAAAAUGGGUUUUUCAAGGACAGACACUGGCUUUUUACUGAGUUCCCUGAACUGGCACCUAGCCACGAUCACCUAGUGAAUUUGCACUUGGAGAAACAGAAGAAUGAAGUCUCCAAACCUAGAAGCAGUGAGGAUGGACCUGGCUUGGCAGCAGAACAACACAAGCGUCCUUGUACCAGCCAUGGAUGUGAAACUCGGGUGCCUCCCGUGGAAGAGCCGGUGACUCAGAAGCUCACCCACCUGGAAAUUUGUGCUGACGACUUUCCUGGCUCCUCUGCUACCUACCGAAUACUUGAGGUUGGCUGUGGUGUAGGAAACACAGUCUUUCCGAUUUUACAAACUAACAAUAACCCAGACCUCUUCGUUUACUGUUGUGACUUUUCUGCCACAGCUAUUGAACUGGUCAAGACAAAUUCAGAAUAUGAUCCUUCCCGCUGUUUUGCCUUUGUUCAUGAUCUCUGUGAUGAAGAUCAGAGUUACCCAAUGCCCAAGGACAGUCUUGAUGUCAUCGUUCUUAUAUUUGUUCUUUCCGCAAUUGUUCCAGACAAGAUGCAGAAAGCUAUCAGCAAGCUAAGCAGACUCCUGAAGCCUGGAGGGGUGAUGCUUCUUCGAGACUAUGGCCGCUAUGACAUGGCUCAGCUUCGGUUUAAAAAAGGUCAGUGUCUGUCUGGAAAUUUCUAUGUGAGAGGUGAUGGCACCAGAGUUUACUUCUUCACACAAGAUGAGCUGGAUACACUCUUCACUGCUGCGGGUCUGGAAAAGGUGCAGAACGUGGUGGAUCGACGCUUGCAGGUGAAUCGAGGGAAACAGCUGACCAUGUACCGCGUCUGGAUUCAGUGCAAAUACAGCAAGCCGCUAGUGCCCAGUGCCAGCCAACAUGUGCCCACUCCCCACACGACAUAAGUUCUUCGUAUUUGGGGCUUUUGUAAGAAGACAUCUGUAAAUGGUGACUUGGUGGUAGUGGACAUUUUAUUGACAUUAACAAGUAUGGCUUCUGGCCAGCCGCAGUGGCCCAGCACUCAGGAGGUGGAGCCUGGCAGAUCUCUGAGUUAGAGCAGCCAGUGCUGCACAGAGAAACCCUGUCUCCAAAAACAAACAAACAAAAGUAUGGCUUUUAUUUGUGAAGCCCAUUAGUGCAUAUUUCCUCGAGUUUGUUUUAUUAUUAAUAUUAUUGUCUAGUGGGGCAAUGCUAUGAUGAAGUGUGGAGUUCAAAGGACAACUUGCAGGGGUCGGUUCUCUCCUACCUGUUGGUCCUGGAAUUCACUCAGGCUUGGCAGCAAAUACCUUGAGCUUUUUGACAGCCCUCAAACUUUCAAUGACUAUUGUUUUAUAUAUAGGAAAAUUGAUUCUGUGACCAAAAAAUGACCUUGAAGUUUAGAUCCUCCUGCCAGAUAGUGGUGGUCCACACCUUUAAUCCUGGCACUCUGGAGCCAAAGACAGGUUGAUUUCUGAGUUCAGGUCCAGAGUGAGUUCCAGGACAGCCAGAGAGAGCUACACAGA
This is a messenger RNA of Rattus norvegicus (Norway rat), 1828 nucleotides long. RefSeq names its product methyltransferase 2A, tRNA N3-cytidine (gene Mettl2a). Gene Ontology annotation, cellular component: cytoplasm. Lineage: Eukaryota; Metazoa; Chordata; Mammalia; Rodentia; Muridae. Gene Ontology annotation, biological process: tRNA methylation. The transcript is spliced from 9 exons. The coding region runs from base 74 to 1231 and encodes 385 amino acids. Gene Ontology annotation, molecular function: methyltransferase activity; tRNA (cytidine-N3)-methyltransferase activity. The record is from RefSeq and is marked provisional.